CUCUCUCUCUCUCUCUCUCUGCGUUAUUCUUCAUCAUCUCCAAUUUUCCAACACCGAUCUCUAUGACCCUUUUUCAUUUUCACACGUGAUUUCUGUUUUUCAAACUUGGGUUGUCUUCAAAAUCCUAUCUUGGGGUGCAUGUCACCCUGUUUUUUAGAUAUUAUUGUAAAAGUCUGAUUUUUUAUUUUUUUUUGGGAUUUGUUGUAUUUCAAUGGGCUGUUUAGAUGAUGGGCAUUUCAAUGUUGAGCUCGAAAAUGGAAUGAAUAUUUGUUGUGGUGAAAAUGGAAAAGAUGGUGCUGUUAUUGAAGAUGCUGUUAAGGUUUUGUUGAUGGGUCUUGGUGAAGAUAUUAAUAGAGAAGGUAUUAGAAAGACACCACUUCGUGUUGCCAAAGCCCUUCGUGAAGGAACAAGAGGUUACAGGCAAAAGGUGAAGGACAUUGUUCAAGGUGCUUUAUUCCCUGAAGCUGGACUAGAUAAUAGAGUUGGUCAUGCUGGUGGUGCAGGUGGACUUGUGAUUGUCAGAGAUCUUGACCUGUUUUCCUAUUGCGAGUCAUGCAUGCUUCCAUUCCAGGUCAAGUGUCAUGUGGGUUAUGUUCCCUCUGGUGAAAGAGUUGUCGGUUUAAGCAAACUCUCUCGUGUUGCUGAUGUAUUUGCAAAACGACUCCAAGAGCCUCAGCGUCUCGCAAAUGAAGUUUGUUCUGCUUUGCAUCAUGGAAUAAAGCCAGCAGGUGUUGCCGUCAUAUUUCAAUGUACACACAUUCACUUUCCAGACAUAGAAUCAGUCUUUCUCGACUCAAACCACCAAGGAUUGGUUAAGAUAGUUGUUUCCGCUGGUUCCGGAGUUUUUGAAAACAAAAAUGCAGACGAAUGGGCUGAUUUCUUUAGUCUCCUCAAAUUUAGAGGUAUCAGUAUGGAAAAAAUCCACUUUAGAGGAUCAUCUGACUUGUCCUGGUGUCCUUCUCAAUCGGCCAAAGUUUCCUCCAAAAUCGGAACCGUCAACCCUGCAAUGGUCACUGCAGUUGCUUCAAUUAUCAAAUCUUUGGGAGAAGAUCCAUUGAGGAAGGAGCUUAGAGGUACCCCAAGUAGAUUUGUGAAGUGGUUAAUGAACUUUCAGAACAGCAACUUCGACAUGAAAUUGAAUGGUGUUCUCAAUGGUGGGAUAGAUUCUUUAACCGCGAAUAAGGAGGUUGACAAGAACACUAAAAAAAUAUGCUCUGAGCUGAAUUUACAAUUUUGGUCACAAUGUGAACACCAUUUACUUCCAUUCCAUGGUGUUGUUCACAUAGGUUACAUCCUAUCAGAUGGAUUUAGUCCUAUCGGAAAAUCUCUUUUACAAUCGAUAGUACAUUUUUACGGUUUCAAGCUUCAAGUUCAGGAGAGGCUUACUAGACAGAUAGCUGAGACAAUUUCACCGCUGAUCGGUGGAGAUGUGAUAGUAGUUGUAGAAGCAAGUCACACAUGUAUGAUUUCUAGAGGUAUUGAGAAGUUUGGAAGUAGUACUGCCACUAUUGCUGUUUUAGGACAAUUUUCGACCAACCUUGCCACAAGGGCUUCCUUCUUGCAGGGUAUUCCAAGUCCAACAUCUUCAGAGCUUUGAUUCUUGUUUGAAUUCAUUUGAAAUAAUUUAGCACUAGCUCCAGUUGUUUGUAUUUUGAAAUUUUGAAGUUGCUCAAUUUUGUUUCAGAUUUCAUAGAAUUAUAGCCAGAAAUUGUCUUUUACAUUACAUCCCUUGAGAAAAGUAGGAUUUACAUACUGGCCAACUUUGGCAGUAAAAUGUUGUUUAAGUUUACUCUGAAAGUUUUGUUGAUGUUGAGGUUAGAAUGAUUGUUAUGUA
Trifolium pratense (red clover) is the source of this 1834-nucleotide messenger RNA. Its product is annotated as GTP cyclohydrolase 1. The record is from RefSeq and is a predicted model, not a curated record. The coding region runs from base 212 to 1597 and encodes 461 amino acids. Gene Ontology annotation, molecular function: GTP cyclohydrolase I activity; GTP binding; zinc ion binding. Lineage: Eukaryota; Viridiplantae; Streptophyta; Magnoliopsida; Fabales; Fabaceae. Gene Ontology annotation, biological process: tetrahydrobiopterin biosynthetic process; tetrahydrofolate biosynthetic process. The transcript has 2 exons. Gene Ontology annotation, cellular component: cytoplasm.